AUACGAUCUGAAUUCCGUGGGCGUCAGACGGCGAUUGUGAUUCGUUCGAACAGCAUUAUUAUAGCAUUGUAGUACAGUAUUGUAAUCAACUACUAAAAUUGUCGCAGACAUCUUACUUCCAUUGUUGGACUUACGGAUUUCAAAAUGAAAACGUCUUCGUCCAAAGUCUUUGCAUCGUGCGUGGCGAUCGUAUGCCUCGCGUCAGUGGCAAAUGCCCUUCCAGUACAGAAAUCAGUUGCGGCUACGACAGAGAAUCCAAUCGUAGAGAAACAUGGUUGCAGAGCACACAAAAAUCUCGUCAGGCAGAAUGUCGUGGAUCUCAAAACUUACGAUUCCAUGUUGAUCACGAACGAAGUGGUACAGAAACAGUCGAAUGAGGUCCAGAGCUCUGAACAGUCGAACGAGGGCCAGAACUCUGAACAGUCGAAUGAGGGCCAGAACUCUGAACAGUCGAACGAGGUCCAGAGCUCUGAACAUUCGAACGAGGGCCAGAACUCUAAACAGUCGAACGAGGGCCAGAACUCUGAACAGUCGAACGAGGUCCAGAGCUCUGAACAUUCGAACGAGGGCCAGAACUCUGAACAGUCGAACGAGGUCCAGAGCUCUGAACAUUCGAACGAGGGCCAGAACUCUAAACAGUCGAACGAGGGCCAGAACUCUAAACAGUCGAACGAGGUCCAGAGCUCUGAACAUUGGAACGAGGGCCAGAACUCUAAACAGUCGAACGAGGACCAGAACUCUGAACAGUCGAACGAGGGCCAGAACUCUAAACAGUCGAACGAGGGCCAGAACUCUAAACAGUCGAACGAGGACCAGAACUCUGAACAGUCAAACGAGGGCCAGAACUCUAAACAGUCGAACGAGGUCCAGAGCUCUGAACAGUCGAACGAGGGCCAAAACUCUAAACAGUCGAACGAGGGCCAGAGCUCUGAACAGUCGAACGAGGGCCAGAACUCUAAACAGUCGAACGAAGUCCAGAGCCCUGAGGAGCACUACGAUUUGCCGGACCCCGAGUCCUCCUAUGAAUCUGAAGAAACCAAAGGGUCCCACGAGUCCGGAGAUGAUUCGGAACACAGAUGAUUCAGCGCCCACCGACGAUCACGAAGAGGACAAAAAGCAAAGCGAUUAAGUUAGUCCAUCUCCAUUAGAACGAACGUCAUUUUAACAACUACAUAAUCUGUUAUUAAUCGUCGCCUACAUAUAUUAUAGUAUUAUAUUAUAAAACACAUUUUUUGGACGGUCAUCCUGACCUAAGUUAAUGUAAUUAUAAUAAUAAUAAAUGCUUCACCCUUAUAGUAUUUAUAAUUUUUAUUUAUAAAUCCAUAAAUUGUAUAUCAAUAUAAGUUAAUUCUCUGUGACUCUUAUAUUAUAAUAAAUUAUAUUAUAUUAUGCAUUCCGAUUAAA
This is a messenger RNA of Acyrthosiphon pisum (pea aphid), 1404 nucleotides long. Its product is annotated as bifunctional endo-1,4-beta-xylanase XylA. NCBI's taxonomy places the organism in Eukaryota, Metazoa, Arthropoda, Insecta, Hemiptera, Aphididae. The record is from RefSeq and is a predicted model, not a curated record. The transcript has 3 exons. The coding region runs from base 145 to 1080 and encodes 311 amino acids.